ACUGAUGCCAUGCUGCUGCUGGUCAAUUUUCCUUUGUUUCAGGCACCAGCAGCAGCAGAAUCCAGAUGGGGAAGGCUGAACAACACCGCAAGGAGCAAGCAAGCAAGGAGCAGGCAAGCACAGGCCGCAGAUAUCAAGGCCCUUGCACACAGGUCCAUCAUCAAAGCGCCCACCGUCUCACACAAGCUCACGUCCUCCUCUCACCCUUCACACACUCAGGCCUCAUCGCGUGUCCCCCCUUUCACUGAAAGCCAGGUCACUUCCAUCGGCAACGCGGCCUACUCACUGCCUUCAUACAACCUUCUGCCCAGCAUUCAAGGAUGUCUCAUGGCAAGCCGGCGCGCAAGGUCAACUUCAACGUCUCUGAUCACUAUGAGAUUAUUGAUGUAAUUGGAGAAGGCGCCUAUGGCGUUGUAUGCUCGGCGCUACACAAGCCGUCGGGGCAAAAGGUAGCCAUCAAGAAGAUCACACCUUUUGAUCACAGCAUGUUUUGUCUACGAACGCUGCGUGAGAUGAAGCUGUUGCGCUACUUCAAUCACGAGAAUAUCAUCUCCAUCCUAGAUGUACAGAAGCCUGCAGACUUUGAAUCCUUCACGGAAGUCUACUUGAUCCAAGAGCUCAUGGAGACGGACAUGCACCGUGUCAUUCGUACACAAGACUUGUCGGAUGACCACUGCCAGUACUUCAUCUACCAAACGCUCCGCGGUCUUAAAGCACUACACUGUGCCAAUGUCCUGCACCGCGACCUGAAACCUUCCAACUUGCUCUUGAAUGCCAACUGCGACCUCAAAGUCUGCGACUUGGGUCUUGCGCGGUCAGCCGCUAGUCAAGAUGAUAAUGCUGGUUUCAUGACGGAGUAUGUCGCCACGCGGUGGUACCGGGCGCCAGAGAUUAUGCUCACGUUCAAAGAGUACACGAAAGCAAUUGAUGUGUGGAGUGUGGGUUGUAUCUUGGCAGAGAUGUUGAGUGGGAAGCCACUCUUCCCGGGAAAGGACUAUCAUCAUCAGCUCACCCUGAUUCUUGAUAUCCUUGGUACGCCUACCAUGGAAGAUUACUAUGGCAUCAAGAGUCGUCGUGCACGAGAGUACAUCCGGGCGCUUCCCUUCAAGAAGAAGAUUCACUUUGCAGCCAUGUUCCCGAAUGCCAAUCCACUCGCUGUGGAUUUGCUUGAGAAGCUACUUGCCUUUAACCCACUCAAGCGGAUUACGUGUGAGGAAGCUCUGUGCCAUCCGUACCUCGAGCCAUACCAUGACUUGGAGGAUGAGCCCGGAGCUCCGGUCAUUCCAGAGUCGUUCUUUGACUUUGACAAGUACAAGGAUCAGAUGUCAAAGGAGCACUUGAAGCAGCUCAUCUUUGAGGAGAUUAAUUAUCACGGCGUGCAGGGACAGCAGCUUCAGCAACAGCAACAACAGCAGCAGGAACAGUAUUUGAUGCAACAGCAGCUCCAUCAACAGCAACAACAGCAGCAGCAUCGUCAGGCUGCUUGAUUCAAGUAACUCAGUUUAUACAAGCGCGUGCAUGGGCAUUUACAGAGAAAA
Molecule: messenger RNA, 1538 nt
Organism: Protomyces lactucae-debilis
Lineage: Eukaryota; Fungi; Ascomycota; Taphrinomycetes; Taphrinales; Protomycetaceae
Product: kinase-like domain-containing protein
Exons: 4
Coding region: 321-1487 (388 amino acids)
Biological process (GO): intracellular signal transduction; protein phosphorylation
Cellular component (GO): nucleus; cytoplasm
Molecular function (GO): ATP binding; MAP kinase activity
Source: RefSeq, a predicted model, not a curated record